Molecule: messenger RNA, 2472 nt
Organism: Micromonas commoda
Lineage: Eukaryota; Viridiplantae; Chlorophyta; Mamiellophyceae; Mamiellales; Mamiellaceae
Product: glycosyltransferase family 4 protein
Exons: 1
Coding region: 1-2292 (763 amino acids)
Molecular function (GO): glycosyltransferase activity
Source: RefSeq, a predicted model, not a curated record
AUGGCUGCCAUGGCAGUCACGCUCGCCGCGUUCGCGCGACCCCGCGCGGCGUCGCGCCCUCGCCCGUCGGAGGCGCGAUCCUCCGCGAGGUCUGCGGCUCGCCAGCCCAGAUCACCCGGCGCGCGCGAAAACUAUCGAGUCUCCCGCGAGAUCGUCCGGCCGCGCCUCGCCCGCGUCGUGCCCGUCGCGUCCGUCCCCGCGCGCGUCUCCGCGACGACCGCGGACGACUCCGCCGCCGUGACGACGACCCGCGAGCGCAAGCGCAUCUGCAUCUUCGUCGAGCCCUCCCCGUUCUCUCACGUCUCCGGCAUGAAGAACCGCUUCCUCCGCCUCAUCGAGAACCUCGUCGAGCUGGGCGACGACGUCGUCGUGGUCACCCCCGACAGGAACCCGCCGCAGACGUACGCGGGCGCGGAGGUCAUCGGCGUCCACGGCUUCAACCUCCCUUUCUACAUGAUGGACACCCUGCUCUUCUCCUACGCCAAAGAUCCGAGGGUGGAGAAGAUGUUCAAGGAGAACCCGCCGGACUUGAUCCACUGCUCGUCCCCGGGCGCGCUCAUAUGGACCGCCGUGGGGCUCAGCGACAAGUACAACGUCCCGCUCGUGCAGUCGUACCACACGCACAUACCCCACUACAUCCCGCGGUACACCUGGAGCGGCCUGGUGAAACCGAUGUGGGACUUCAUCCGCUUCUGGACCAACAAAUCGGACGUCACCAUGGUCACCUCGUCCAUCCUGCAGGACGAGCUGGACGACCAGGGAUGCCCGCGUUUGAUGGUGUGGCAGAAAGGCGUGGACACCGUGCAGUUCAACCCGCGGUUCAGGAGCGACGAGAUGCACGCGAGGCUGUGCGGGGGACGCGACGGCAAAGUCAUCGGCUGCGUCGGGCGGCUGGGCGCCGAGAAGAACCUCGCGGAUCUGAAAGACAUCCUCGCCGCGUGCCCGCCGGACACCAACCUCGCCCUCAUCGGCGACGGCCCGGAGCGGGCCAAGCUCGAGAAGCACUUCGAGGGGACGCGCACCACGUUCAUGGGGAUGAUGACGGGCGACGAUCUCGCCGCCGCGUACGCGAGCCUCGACGUGUUCGUGAUGCCUUCGGAGAGCGAGACGCUGGGGUUCGUGGUGAUGGAGGCGAUGGCGAGCGGGGUUCCUGUGGUGGCGGUCAGGGCGGGCGGGUUACAGGACAUCCUGACCGACCCGGCGGUGCGCGCGACGAACAGCGGCGAGCUCUACGAGUCGGGCGAUUUCGCAGCGGCGGGGGCGAUGACGACGAAGCUGCUGACGGACGAGAAGGAGCGGCAGAGGCAGGCGGCGGGUCUCAACGAGGCGGUGCAGACGUGGUCCUGGAUGGCGUCCAACAGGAAGCUUCGCGAUACCCAGUACGCGCGGGCGUUCAAGCGGCACGCGAGGAACCAGAACAUCAAGGUUCCCAUCGAGCUCGUCGACUCGAGGCGCGCGAGGGCCUGGAUCGCCACCGAGGUGAUGGGCUACCAGUGGUACCUUCAGGCGGCGGCUUUCCUCUUCGCGUUCGGCGCCUUCGCCGUCGCGAGGUCCGUCGUCGCAUCGUCCGGCGCCCUCGCCGUCGCCGGCGGCGGCCAGGGCUGGAGCGCCAUCGGCGCCGUCCAGUGGCUCGUGAACCUCUCCGGCCCGCUCGGUCCCGCGAUUAUGGCGUCGUGCGUCGCCGUCGCUUCCCUCGUGCCCUUCGUCCCCACGCAGCCGCUCUUCGCCCUCGCGGGCUUAAUGUUCGGCGCGUGGGAGGGCGCCGUGGUCUCCGUUGUCGGCGCCCUCGAAGCCGCCGCGGUGGCCUUCGCGGUGACGCGCAUCAGCGGGGUGCAAAAGACGGCGAGCGCGUUGGCCAACGGAGCGGGAUUCGGAGCCCCCGCUCGUCGCUGGGUUCGCGACCAGCUCAGGCGAAUCGACUCGCACAUCACCGACUCCACGACGCUCGGGCAGUUCGUCAAGCUCACGUUGUACCGGUUGGUGCCGCACGCGCCGUUCACGGUGGCGAAUUACCUCCUCGGUUUGACCAAGGUGCCCACUAAGGUGUUUCUCGCGAGCACCGUCAUCGGGACGAUUCCUUGGGCCGCGUUUUACGCGCUCGUCGGCGCCGCGGGUAACGUGUACCUCGCCGGCGGGACAGGCGGCGGGCUGCGCGACGCCGCGGGCGUCGUCGGCAGCGUCGCGGACGUUCCGCUCGUCCUCGCCGUCGCCGUCGUCACCGCGUGGCCGCUCAUCGAAAAGUACGCUUUGGGUCACGCGAAGAAAAACGUGAUUGACGUCGGUACAGCGUGAUUGACGUCGGCGAGACGGUGACGCGUGGAGGUGGAUUCGCGGAGGUGGAUUCGCGGAGGUGGAUUCGCGGGAUUUGAGGAGGGAGGUUCAACGCAGCGCGCCGCGCCGUGCGCGAGGGGGUUGUCGCCGUAGCUUCGAUCGCACCCUUGUUUCAAUUGAGACUUCUAAGAAAAGUUAACG